This is a messenger RNA of Ziziphus jujuba (common jujube), 1782 nucleotides long. RefSeq lists its product as uncharacterized. The coding region runs from base 69 to 1673 and encodes 534 amino acids. Gene Ontology annotation, biological process: RNA processing. The record is from RefSeq and is a predicted model, not a curated record. The transcript has 14 exons. Gene Ontology annotation, molecular function: RNA binding; nucleotidyltransferase activity. NCBI's taxonomy places the organism in Eukaryota, Viridiplantae, Streptophyta, Magnoliopsida, Rosales, Rhamnaceae.
AUUAGGAACGCUUUGGUUCCAAGGGUUUAAGCUCACAACGUUAACCAGAUGAACCAGUUGCCCCAUCCAUGGCGAUUCCGGGUUUAGGGUUCGCUUGCCGACCCCAUGUCCCUCUCCGUAUCCCUCUCUUUCCCUGCGUUAGCAAGGCAAUUCCCUCUGUAAAUGUGAGGCAACAUUUGGUGGCGGCCUUCGACGUUGUUGAUGAGCCAGAGGAUGUUCUGAAGGUCGACAAUGAUAAUCACAAAUCGGUUUCUACAGAAGGAGAUGGUAAAGUUCCAGAAUGGAAAAAGUUGAAUUCCAAAGAGCUUGGAAUUAGUACUUCCAAGAUCACUAGGCCUACGAGAAAGGUUCUCAAUGUUCUCAGGCAAAAAGGUUAUCAGGUUUACCUUGUAGGAGGUUGUGUUCGUGAUCUUGUGUUAAAUCGAACACCAAAGGACUUUGACAUAAUAACUUCGGCAGAAUUGAAGGAGGUGAGAAGAUCAUUUUCUUGGUGUGAAAUAGUUGGAAAACGGUUUCCCAUAUGUCAUGUGCACAUUGACGAUGCCAUUGUGGAGGUUUCAAGUUUUAGCACCUCUGCAAGCAACUUCAAGAGGGAUUUGAGCAGUAGUGAAUAUGGAAAACCUAUUGACUGUGAAGAAAAAGAUUAUGUUCGUUGGAGGAAUUGUCUACAGCGAGACUUUACAAUUAACGGGUUAAUGUUUGAUCCAUACGAAAGGAUUGUGUAUGACUAUCUGGGAGGAAUGGAAGAUAUUAAAAGAGCAAAAGUGAAAACUGUGAUUCCUCCAAGCACUUCUUUUCAAGAGGAUUGUGCUCGCAUUCUACGUGCGAUAAGAAUUGCAGCCCGGUUGGGUUUCCGUAUUUCAAGGGAAACAGCUCGUUUUGUUAAAAACUUAUCUGGCUCAGUCUCAGGACUUGAUAGGGGAAGGCUACUGAUGGAAAUGAACUACAUGCUAGCAUAUGGUUCUGCUGAGGCUUCUUUGAGGUUAUUAUGGAAAUUUGGACUCCUAGAAAUUCUUCUACCCAUCCAGGCAGCAUAUCUUGUUCAGAAUGGUUUUCGAAGACGUGACAAAAGAUCCAAUAUGCUUUUGUCUUUAUUUUCUAACAUGGAUAAACUUCUGGCACCUGACAGGCCUUGUCAUAGUAGCUUGUGGGUUGGGAUCUUGGCGUUCCACAAAGCCCUAUGUGACCAACCUAGGGAUCCCAUGGUUGUUGCCACCUUCAGCCUUACAGUUCAUAAUGGUGGAGAUAUCUCAGAAGCAGUAAAUAUUGCUAGAAGGAUCACUAAACCACAUGAUACAAGCUUUUAUGAGUUAUUAGAAUGUCGGAACCUGGACUCUUGUGCAUUGACAAAUGAGGUUAUGGAUCUAGCAGCAUCUGUUAAACGUGCUCUCUGUAAAAUGACCAAUGAGCAAGCUGUCUCCCUGGCAAUGGCAGAGUAUCCUAAAGCACCAUACUCAGAUCUGGUAUUUAUCCCAUUGGAAUUGUAUUUGAGGGUCGGCAGAAUUUUUGAGUGUGUAAAAGAGGAUACAGGGAAGAAAUCUGUGUCAAAGCAAGGCAGCAAGAUUGAUUAUGAGUCAUUAGCUCUUGGAACCCUGCCAGAAGUUAGGUAUAUUUUUGCUAGGAUUGUUUUUGAUACUGUUUUCCCUCUAAAUUUAGACCAUGAUCAUGCUUAAGUAGUUCCUUGUUAGAAGGUGAACCCAAAGAGGGAAAAUGAAAAAUCAUAUACUGUAAUAUGAGAAAAAUAAAAUAAAAUAAAAUCUGCGUAAAGGCUUAGAUUUCUUA